CUGGAGGUCGAGCCCAGCUGCUGCUGUCACUACUGACUCUCCCUCCACUCGCCCAAGGUGGACCUUUCCUUGAGAUGCUGCAGGACUACCUGGCCUUUGAAGGAGAGGAGCCAGAGGGGGGUGAGUCAGACGAGAAAGAGGAUGUGUUGCCAGAAGAAUCGAGAGAAGAACAAGGAUUGGCCGGGGUUUCCGUGCUUGAGUAUCCAGAGCUGGCGGAGAGGCCCCAGGAUGACCCCCAGCCCAGGAGGAAGAAGAGGAGAAAAAGAUCAGUGAUCAACCUUUCCAGCUGCCGGUAUGAGAGCGUGCGGCGAGCUGCCCAACGGGUCGGCCUGCGAGAGGGAGGAGAUCACGAAGAGUGGACUCUCUACUGGACGGACUUCUCGGUCUCCCUGGAUCGGGUGAUGGAGAUGAAAUGCUACCAGAAAAUCAAUCACUUCCCCGGGAUGAGUGAGAUCUGCCGGAAGGACCUGCUGGCCAGGAACAUGAGCCGGAUGCUCAAGCUUUUCCCCAAGGAGUUUCAUUUUUUCCCCAGGACGUGGUGUCUUCCAGCUGACUGGGGGGAUCUCCAGUCCUACAGCAGGUCAAGAAAAUAUAAGACGUACAUCUGUAAGCCAGACUCCAGCUGCCAAGGGCGAGGCAUAUUCAUCACAAGAUCCGUGAAGGACCUGAAACCCGGGGAGGAUCUGAUUUGCCAACUCUAUAUUUCAAAGCCUUUCGUUAUGGAUGGAUUCAAAUUUGACCUGAGGAUUUAUGUGCUGGUAACCUCCUGUGACCCUCUGAGGAUCUUUGUGUACAACGAGGGGCUGGCCCGGUUUGCAACCACAACUUACUCUUAUCCCUGCUUGAGAAACCUGGAUGACAUCUGCAUGCACCUGACCAACUACUCCAUCAACAAACACAGUGCCAACUUCAUCUGGGAUGAAAACUCCGGCAGUAAGAGGAAACUCUCCACCUUCAAAAAGAGCCUGGAGGAGCUCGGCUGUGACACCGUGCAGGUGUGGAAGGAUAUGGAGGACAUCAUCAUUAAGACCCUGAUCUCGGCCCACCCGGUCAUCAAGCACAACUAUCACACCUGCUUCCCCAAUCACACCAUGAGCAGCGCCUGCUUUGAAAUCCUGGGUUUUGACAUCCUUCUGGAUCAUAAACUCAAACCCUGGCUCCUUGAGGUUAAUCACUCCCCGAGUUUCUCUACCGACUCACCCUUAGACAAAGAGGUGAAGGACAGCCUGCUGUACGACACCCUGGUCCUGGCCAACCUGGGGGCUUGCGACAAGAGGAAGGUCUUGGAGGAGGAGAGGCGUCGGGAGAAGCUCUUGCAACAGUUUCGGACCCGAGAUACCAGGCUCGAGGAGUCCGGGAACUGCCAAACGAUGUGGUUGGAGAGAGCGGAGGAAUAUGAGGAGAAAAACGCAGGGGACUUCCGGAAGAUUUACCCCCGGGCCGGCCUGCAGAAAUAUGAGCAGUUUUUCCAGCACAACAACUCGCUCUUCCAGGACACGGUGGCCUCCAGAGCCCGGGAGGAACACGCCCGGCAGCAGCUGCGGGAGCUUCAGCAGAAGCAGGAGAAGAAAGCCGCCCACUUGAAGAAGAGGGCCGAGCCGCAGGGAGAGCUGGUGGGCGAGAGGGGCCGGAGUCAGUGGCAGAAGCAGAUGAAGGCUGUAGCGACCAGGCCCAGCGCCGGACAACUACAGGCAGAAGGGAUGGAAGCCGAGCUGCCGACACCGAUGGAGUUCUUCCCCAUCCCGCGGAGACUUCCUCCCCCAAAGCCCCUGCCCAGAGUGUUCCUUCCAUUCAGCCCAGGGUCAGCUUGCUGUGGCCAUCCUGGGUCCAAGAGCCUGGCAUCCUUCACUGCCCAGUGGACACAGCUACCGCUGCAGCCCUGCGUCCAGGAGAAAGCCAGGCUGCAGGCCCUGGACCGGAGGCCAUCCGGCCUAGUGCCAAGCCUCCGCAAAGCGUGGGGCUUCCUGGACCCGGAGUACAAGGCUCCCAAGGUGUUAGGGCUGCCCCAGCCCUUCCACAUGCUCCCGACUAACUCCCAGCCCCAAAUGGAACAGGGCAACAAGACCCAAAGCACGUCCCUGCCCCAGAGUGCCCUCCCCAGGAGUAGGAGCUGCGUAGACAAGAGGCAGGCCGAGCUGCCCACUUUCCAGCUGCUCGUUCAGAGGCCCAACUCCCACCAAGAGCAUCUGAAGGAGCUGUUGGUAGUCGCCACCCCAGUGCACCUGGAUCAGAGACCUGGCCGGAGCAACGCAGCUCCACCCAGAAACAGUAGGACGGACAGGGUUUGAUCGUGGCCCGGCUGCCCUCCAGCCCCACUGCUCUCUGGAAAACCCCGAUGCAUUCUUCCUGACAUUGCUGUUCUGUGGAGAGAAUCAACUGGAGUUUGGUGUUUCUUUUCAUCCCCCUCUGGCCGGCCCCUCCCCAGCAGGACUGUUACUGUGGGCUUGUCCUAUUUUGGGGUCCUGUUGUGGGGGCAGUCUGAAGGGAAGAGGGAUGGGGCUCUCCUGAUCAGUUACCUUGCCCAAAGCAACCUUCAGUUGCCUGCCGGGCCCAGGAAGGGAGAGAGGUCCCGAGACCCUACAGGAUCUUGUUCUGGCAGGAACCAAGGCGGGGGACUGGCAGGCCGGGUGGGCUGCAGGCAACGUCAAGGCCGGAGGAGGGAUUGAGAUCGACUUCGAUGAUUGGGGACAGCAGGUCUAGAGCCAGACACGAUCUCUGCAGCUCUAGCCUCAGGAAACCUGUCUCCCAGCUGCCAGCCUGAUGACUUCCUCCAGGGCCCAGGCCAGAUGGCUGCCAGUCCUCGGAAGUCUUGAGGCCUUCCCGGGGUCAAGCUGGGCAGCGACCCUAUGCCCCCUCACCUACUUGUAAAUAAACUGAUUUUCUUAUCACUGUG
Molecule: messenger RNA, 2893 nt
Organism: Tachyglossus aculeatus (Australian echidna)
Lineage: Eukaryota; Metazoa; Chordata; Mammalia; Monotremata; Tachyglossidae
Gene: TTLL6
Product: tubulin tyrosine ligase like 6
Exons: 14
Coding region: 75-2288 (737 amino acids)
Biological process (GO): protein polyglutamylation; microtubule cytoskeleton organization
Cellular component (GO): cilium
Molecular function (GO): tubulin binding; tubulin-glutamic acid ligase activity
Source: RefSeq, a predicted model, not a curated record